Dibothriocephalus latus is the source of this 876-nucleotide messenger RNA. NCBI's taxonomy places the organism in Eukaryota, Metazoa, Platyhelminthes, Cestoda, Diphyllobothriidea, Diphyllobothriidae. The record is from the annotation of a GenBank genome assembly.
AUUGAGCAUGCGAUUGACAACGACUGGUCUCUGGACAACCAGAUCCAGAACUACGUCCUUCAUGGAGACCAGCUGAGGCAGUACUUUGAGAUCUACACCCCUUCGCCACGGGACUUUCAGUUGAGACUGCGCGAGCCCCUGGACUACGAAAAACAACGCUCCUUCACUGGCAGUGUGGAGGCCUAUGCCAGUGCGCAGGCCACCUUUCGCCUAGACGACAGGACGGGCGUUGUGACCCUGGCCAGCAGGUUGCGUGCGCAUGUACGCCAAAAGUAUAGUUUCAAGGUGAGGGUUAAAGAGAGCAGUGCCAGUGCUCGUACCUCGGAUUUCCAUCAGCAGACAUCACUGUUCUCGUUUCCAGUCGCAGGCCCCAAGUCCGACACCAUCGACGUCAUUGUCAAUGUGCUGGACAUUAACAACUUUGCCCCGGAGAUUUUUCUUAUCGACUCCAUGGAGGAGGAUGGUGAUACCAUCACAGUGCCAGAGAACACUGAUGCGACCCUGAUUCUAACUCUUCGAGUCCGUGAUCGGGAUCUGGGCGAUAAUGGGGAGGUCAGCUGUGCUCUGGACGACAGCAAUGAUGUGGGCUACAAAUUUCGUCUCAACAGGGAGCCCGACCCCAGUCUCUACACUCUUCACACGCGACGCAGAUUCGAUGCGGAGGUGGAGCCGGCUGUAGUGCUGAACAUCACCUGUUGGGACUCUGGCAGUCCGCGACAGAGCACCAGUCGUCAAAUUGUUGUCCGCAUCGGAGACGAAAACGAGUACGCUCCUGUCUUUAACAAACAGGAGUAUACAGCCAGCGUAGUUGAGAAUGCGCGCGCUAAUCAACCUGUUCUGCAAGUGAGUGUGCUUACCCCUCUUUUUUGUUAUUAA